This is a messenger RNA of Cladocopium goreaui, 654 nucleotides long. The record is from the annotation of a GenBank genome assembly. Lineage: Eukaryota; Dinophyceae; Suessiales; Symbiodiniaceae.
AUGUCUGGAGCUUGGAAGGCCGGCUUUGAGCGUGAGCGGAGAGGUCAAGAUACACCGCUUGGACGUGCCAAACUCUGGGCUCCUACUGGUGGCCAAGUCGUGAUCGCCAUAGUUCUGGAAGUUGUGACGACUGUGACGACUGUCGUUCCCACUUGUUUGGAGCUUGAAAGAGCUUUAGAUGGGGGUAAUCUUGACUGUGGACAGCUCUGGACAGCAAUCCAAGUCGUAAGGUUCGCCGCGACUACAUUGUGCUGUGUCAUGAAUGGUGCCCCAAGCAGUGUCAGACGCCAUGGCAAGCCAGCAAGAACAUUCUUGAAGGUGCUUUCACAUUUGGUUCAUCAGCCAGGAGGGGACUCCUACAGCCUUGUGGAAGUUUCAAUCGAUACAGGCAGAAGACACCAAAUACGAAGCCACCUGGCCUUCAUAGGUCAUCCGCUUGUAGGUGAUGCCAAAUACUCGAGCUCGGCAACCUUUCAAAGCGAUCACACCCUGUGCAAUCGCAACUUCCUCCAUAGAGUUCGCCUGUCUUUCCUUGAUGUGGAGGGCAAACCAGUCGAGGUAGCUGAUGCAUUGCCACCUGACUUGCAGCUUGCACUGUCCGCCUUGGAAGCAAAGGACAAUGACUCAGCCAUGUGGAAGCCACAGUGGUGCUGA